This is a messenger RNA of Entamoeba nuttalli P19, 879 nucleotides long. RefSeq lists its product as hypothetical. The annotation marks the transcript as partial. The transcript has a single exon. Lineage: Eukaryota; Evosea; Mastigamoebida; Endamoebidae. The record is from RefSeq and is a predicted model, not a curated record.
AUGAAAAGUUAUUUUGAACUUUUAGAUACUUCUAACACUAAAAGGGCUGAAGAAAAAUAUAAUGUAGGAAAAAAACUCCUUGAAGAAGUAGCUACUCCACUGUUUUCUCUUGCUAAAGAAAUUGAUACUCAAAAAAAGAAAAUUAUCAAUGAAGCAGUUAGAAAAGUUAAAAUAUAUGAGGAUGUUGCUUCCUUUGCUUUAAGGUGUGAAGGUCAUUAUCUAAAUGUGCUCAAAGACAUGAAAGAUCUUACUAAGAAAAUUAAUGAAACAAAUGACUCAAAAUCAAUUCCUAAAUACAAUAAAAUGCAUCAACAAUAUUCUAUUGUUAAAAAAGAUUAUGAAAAUUCAGUUAAUAAAGCAUCUGAAUGUUAUGAUUUAUUAUAUGGUCAAGAAAUGGUUGAAACAGUGAGACAAUGUUAUGAAUUAAUGACAUAUCAUAAUGAUGAAAUCAUAAAUAUCUUUAAACGUGCUCAUCAAAUAUAUUUAAGUAUUGGAAUUAAUGAAACAGAAUUUAAUUCAGUGAUGUCAGAUGGAAUAAAGACAUUAGACAAUAAGACGGAUGUAAAAGAAUUCUUUGAAAGCAUUAUUGAUCAUAAUGAGAAAUCAAAAGUCAUAUUAAAAACAGAAGAGUUAGCUCCUUUACAAGUUGAAGCACCAAAAGAACCACAAAAGAAGUGGGGAUUUGGGUCGAUUAAAUCGUCCAUUGUUAGUGGAGUGUCAUCACUAACUACAAUGGUAAACGAGUCAAUACAAAACCCAUCCACUGGACCAAGUGCAAGCUGGACUAAUCCUGUAUUAACAACUCCAAUAUAUUCAUUUGGCAAAAAGAAAGAGUUAAAGAAGGAAACUCAUGACUCAAAAGAAGAAAUUAAGGAAGAA